Oncorhynchus masou masou (cherry salmon) is the source of this 2183-nucleotide messenger RNA. RefSeq names its product ubiquitin-conjugating enzyme E2 Q2-like. NCBI's taxonomy places the organism in Eukaryota, Metazoa, Chordata, Actinopteri, Salmoniformes, Salmonidae. The record is from RefSeq and is a predicted model, not a curated record. The transcript is spliced from 14 exons. Bases 47 to 1189 code for a protein of 380 amino acids.
ACUUGCCCCCUCCCCCGCGGACUGCCUGGCUUGAGAUGAGUGGAAGAUGUCGGUUUCGGGUCUGAAGGCCGAAUUGAAGUUUUUGGAGUCAAUUUUUGACCCAAACCACGAACGUUUCAGAAUUAUCGAUUGGAAGCCUGAUGAGCUUAGUUGUCAGUUUAAUGUAACCGGUGAAAAACUCCUGAUUAUACAUUGCAACAUCACGGAGUCAUACCCCUCUAUACCCCCAAUCUGGUUUGUUGACUCUGAUGACCCAAGUCUGACAGAGGUGUUGGAGCGCCUGGAAGAUGUCAGAAAGGGCACCUCUCUGCUCCUACAGCAGCUAAAGCGUCUUAUCUGUGACCUGUGUCGGCUGUACAACCUGCCACAGCACCCAGAUGUUGAGAUGCUAGAUCAGCCACUCCCUGCUGGGCCCAUCAACCCAGAGCGCAAGCAUGGACCAGCGGAUGAAGUGACAUCCGAGGAGGAGGAUGAAGAAGAAAUGGGCGAGCAGGACAUUGAAGACUUGGACCACUAUGAGAUGAAGGAAGAGGAGCCAGUGGACGGGAAGAAGUCAGAGGAUGACGGAAUAGAGAAGGAGAACCUGGCCAUCCUUGAGAAGAUCCGUAAGAACCAGAGGCAGGACCACUUGAACGUAAGUGCUCAUUCGGGUGCCGUCUCUGGUUCCGUUCAGGCCUCCGAUCGUCUCAUGAAGGAACUCAGGGAGAUCUACAGAUCACAGAGUUACAAGACAGGUAUUUAUUCGGUGGAGCUAGUCAAUGACAGCCUUUAUGAGUGGCACGUCAAAAUAAGAACGGUAGACCCAGAUAGUCCGUUACAUAGUGACUUGCAAGUUAUGAAGGAGAAGGAAGGGGUGGACUACAUUCUGCUCAGUUUCUCAUAUAAAGAUAACUUUCCUUUUGACCCACCGUUCGUACGGGUCGUCUCUCCUGUGCUGUCUGGCGGUUACGUUCUCGGCGGAGGGGCCUUGUGUAUGGAACUUCUCACAAAACAGGGCUGGAGCAGUGCCUAUUCCAUAGAGUCUGUGAUCAUGCAGAUCAAUGCCACUUUAGUCAAAGGAAAAGCCAGGGUGCAGUUUGGAGCCAAUAAGAACCAGUACAACCUUGCCAGAGCACAACAGUCAUACAAAUCCCUGGUCCAGAUUCACGAAAAGAAUGGCUGGUACACACCUCCUAAAGAAGACGGCUAAAGAAGGCACUCCUCAUACUCACUGGGAACAGAAUAAUGUCUUUGGGUCAAAAACUUUAUUUUGUUUAGUUUUUGUUUGUUUUUUUGAGUGGGGGGGAGACUAUUUUCUCCCUUCUGACUUAUCAGGAGUAAGUAAAUCAUUUUUCUCCUGGAAACCAACUGACAAAAUUCUUCCAUCUCGCCUGUCGUCGUCGUCGGCGGCUCAGUUGACCAGUAUCUCUGCCUGGUCCAACAAUAGGCUAGCCCCCCCGUCCCCGUCGCUCUCACGUCACUCCACUUCCUCUGAGGGCCGUGUUUGUGGAGACUGAGGGCAUCGUGCACAUUUUUUUUUCAUUUUUUUUUCUCUACACAGAAAGGUUCUUGUUUUCCCUUCUCUUAAAAAUGUGGAGAAUGUUUUUUUUUUUUUUUUUUUUUCUGUACAUACGCUGGUGUGACAACGUGGGCUUGACAUAAAAUCACCAUCUGUUUCUGCUGGGAGAGAGAGAAAACACUGAUGUUCUGACAAGAGGAGAGCUAGUUGGUUUGUUCGUAGCCAUGUCCUUCUCUGUUUUUAGUGUGACUCUGUCAGCUCUUACCUUACAGCCACGGCAUGGUCAGUGGGAUUUAACUGAAAGCUCUGUGGUGACCGUUUGAAUUUAAAGCGAAGAAGAAGAAGAUGAUGAGGAUGAUGUUUCAGUGAUGUCAUGUUUCGUGACACUGCUCCUUAUUCCUCCUCACUUUGUGUAAUAUUUACUGGUACAAAUUGCAGGCAUUGUUAAAAUAUUAUACGCUUAAAAUUGUAAUUGUACUUGCUGGCUUGUUUAAUGUCCCAUGAGCCAGAUUGGUGACAAAAUGUUGUGUGACUAGGAUGCAGGAGGGGCUUUAAACUGAGUCUGAGGUUCUGUCCUAAAUAACAUCAUUUUCCCUACACACUACACUACUUUUGACCAGGGCCCUAUGGGAAUACAAACAUAGAAUGUUGACCAAGCUCUUAGAAAUAAAGCAAAGCAUCUCUG